Molecule: messenger RNA, 1328 nt
Organism: Cherax quadricarinatus
Lineage: Eukaryota; Metazoa; Arthropoda; Malacostraca; Decapoda; Parastacidae
Source: RefSeq, a predicted model, not a curated record
CAAGCCUAAGCCUGGCCACUACAACAUCAGUCAGUACUUGUAACCAAGCCUAAGCCUGGCCACUACAACAUCAGUCAGUACUUGUAACCAAGCCUAAGCUUGGCCACUACAACAUCAGUCAGUACUUGUAACCAAGCCUAAGCCUGGCCACUACAACAUCAGUCAGUACUUGUAACCAAGCCUAAGUCUGGCCACUGCAACAUCAGUCAGUACUUGUAACCAAGCCUAAGCCUGGCCACUACAACAUCGUUGGAUAUCCUCGCACACUGCCAUCAUGACGGAAAAAUACCUCUUCAACCAGACUGGGAUCGUGGAAGAGAUCUUCCUGCCAGGAAAAGCCAUCCUGACCUUUGCUCUGCACAACAAGGCCCAGCGAGUGCUGCUCUGGGUCAAAGGUUUUGUCCAUCAGGGUAAGAACCUUGACAAAUCAGACACAUUUGCUGGCAAACUUCGCAUUGGUGAACGGAUACACUUCGACUGUCAUGUUUAUGACAAGGAGUCAAGUGACAACUGCCAGUGGUACGCAGCUCGAGCAUCGAAAGAGCCUCCGGAAGAACUACAUAUCCGGCCAACAGUUCCACGCGUCAUUAACCAGAAUGGUUAUGUGUCAGAACUAGAUCCUGGGAAAGGUGUCAUUCUUUUUGACUUUUACGAAGAGGAGCAGAGAGUAUUCUUCAUGAGAUCCAAAUUCUACCUUUUUGGAAAACGACCAGCAGGCAAGCGAAGUCUCAAAGAAUUCCUCAGUGAAAACGACCCCCUCCAGUUUGACGCUGAGAUGUGCGAGGCUAAUGACGACAACUUCAACUGCACUUGGUUCGCCACCAUCGUAUGGAAGGGCAAGAAACCUCAGGUUAGUGGCAUCAAUGCACAUAUUGGUGUCAUGACCACUGAUGAUGUGUCAGCUGAUGACAGUGCCAGUAACGCCGGGGGUGUCAGCAGGGAGCUGCUCAGUGCCGACGAAUUCCCCUCUUUAAGCAGACCUCCUGGACUACUAGACUAUAGACACAGCUACAAGACAUUUGAGGUCAACGGCACUAUCCGCGAGGGUAAAGGGAAUGUUCUGAAGCUCUUCAACGAAGAGUGCGGCAUCGCCUUGUGGAUGAUACACCGUAAUACCUGGGAAACUGUCUUUUUUCAUCGCAAGAACUCGUACCUUGAUAGUGUGUCGCUAAGUAGCUUUGAUCUCCAAGAAUCUUUCUCAGAAGGAACAUCCUUAGACAUCUCGGCAGUUCCAGCUAUUCCUGAGUUUCCAUGCCGGUGGAUAGCACACAAGGCCAUUGCAAGAUGUUGACGAUUCUUUCCAUAGCAACAUUAAACUAUUAUUUAUA